AUGUCGGCAAUCAGUGUCUUCCAGAGAAAGGAAGAAAGUGUCACGACGUAUACCUCGUCCUCGCUGCCAGAGAGGGGGGCUGUGGGCCUAGUGAACAUUGGCAACACGUGUUACUGCAAUGCAGUGAUGCAGGUAUUGUUUUCAGCUAAGGCCUUUUGUCUUUGGUUUCUUCAAGGAGAUAUUCGGCGGCUCGCUUCUAACCCCAGAUCACGCUUCCAUGGCCGUCUUUGCCAUGCCUGGGUGAAAGUGUUACAAGAAGUGUAUGAGCAGCCGUUAAAGCCCAAGAACCCACAGCCGUUGAACUGCAAAGCUCUUUUAAAUGUUAUGCGUUCCGAGCAUCCCGUCUUUUCAAUCAAUAAACAGUGUGACAGCCAUGAGUUUUUACGCGCUUUCCUCGACGGUAUUUCUGCCGACUGCAACAGAGUCAUCAAGCCCCGAAAGCGCGUGGAAUUAGAUGACAGACAGGGGGAGAGCAUGAGAAGCUGCAGCGAAAGAUUUUGGCAAGCUGCGCUGAGAGAUGAACAGUCAGUUGUUACAGAUAUGUUCGGCGGCCAGCAUGCCACAAAGAUCACAUGCUUAAGAUGCAGCAAUGUCAGAUACAGAUUCGACAGCUUCCUCGAUAUGCCGGUGGAAUUCAGUAGCCAGGAGGACUCUACCAGGGAAAGCCUUGAAGAUAUGAUUGAAAAUUGCUAUGUUAGACGCUUUGAGUACAAGGAGCUGGACUGUGGCAUUUGCGCUGCGCGGUGCCGGUCAGAAGUCCGUCACAUGCUGUACCGCCUUCCAUCUGAAUACCUCCUGAUUCAUGUAAAACGCUUUCGCUGGCUCAAAGGCAUAAAGUUUGAGACAAGGAUGAACAACAAAAUCGUUCUCCCACGGUCAGACGAUCCCUCAACUGCAAAUGCAAAAUUUAUUUUGGAGGGAAUAGUGUGCCAGAAAGGAAGCUCUGAAUCUGGCCAUUACACUUCGUGA
Molecule: messenger RNA, 969 nt
Organism: Cyclospora cayetanensis
Lineage: Eukaryota; Apicomplexa; Conoidasida; Eucoccidiorida; Eimeriidae
Product: probable ubiquitin carboxyl-terminal hydrolase 4
Exons: 3
Coding region: 1-969 (322 amino acids)
Biological process (GO): protein deubiquitination
Molecular function (GO): cysteine-type deubiquitinase activity
Source: RefSeq, a predicted model, not a curated record